This is a messenger RNA of Bacidia gigantensis, 2592 nucleotides long. RefSeq lists its product as uncharacterized. The record is from RefSeq and is a predicted model, not a curated record. Lineage: Eukaryota; Fungi; Ascomycota; Lecanoromycetes; Lecanorales; Ramalinaceae. The transcript has a single exon. Bases 1 to 2592 code for a protein of 863 amino acids. Gene Ontology annotation, biological process: positive regulation of transcription by RNA polymerase II. Gene Ontology annotation, cellular component: nucleus. Gene Ontology annotation, molecular function: DNA-binding transcription factor activity, RNA polymerase II-specific; transcription cis-regulatory region binding; zinc ion binding.
AUGUCUACCACACAGACAGAAGCUGAAAAGCCCCAAAUGGAGGCCGCAAAGCCUAUUAUACAGACUGCUUCUCCUAGAAAAAGACGCCGAAGGGCACCGGCCACUGGAGCUGCUGACGACUGCUUUGCUUGUCAAGAGCGACAGGCAAAAUGCGAUCGUAGACGUCCCUACUGUACACCCUGUCUGGACAUUGGGAAAGAUUGCUCGGGAUACAAGACUGCCUUGACCUGGGGCGUAGGUGUCGCCAGUCGGGGAAAGUUGCGCGGGCUCUCAUUGCCCAUUGCCAGCUCCAAGAGAGCUGCGCCGAGUGGCGACGAUGACGAGGAGUCGAAUGAGAGUCCACUACAGAAGGUUGCGAAGCUUGGUCCCCCGCGACGAGCCUCAGAUCCGAAAAGCUCCAGCCAGCUCGACCGCGCCCCGACGAGAACAGCAAGUACAACUUCCACUUCUACGCCCACCAAUUAUGGGUUCGUCAACAUUGAUCCUAGCUCUGCGUCAUCAGCGAUGACCUCGCCAUCUUACCCAUCGCCCAAUUUCCAAUGGAAAAGACCCGCUUCUAUGUCGCACUCGCGGGGUUUGCGGCUCAUUGACAAGAAGCCGCGGAGGCAUACUCUUCAGCCAAUUCAGGUCACUUCGAUGCAUCCGGCUAGAGACUAUGGUGUGAUGCCAAUGACGGCCAGUGUGGUUGGCGGGUACGGGCACCACGACUUUGGUCUGUCUUCGCAAAUUUCACCGAUGGUACCUGCCUUUUCCGGUUAUGAGAUAGCUUCGCCUUCUCAUAAGACCUACUCGCAGCCACAUGGCGCCUCAUACGAAAGCGAUCUUUUUACAAGUGGUAAUCUUCCCUGGUCAGGAGCGCAUCACGCAUCAAGUAUUGCCUCCGACCACAGUAGUAGUCGAACCGGUGCCGAAGAUGUGCAGGGUUAUUUCGGCGUGGCAGAGAGUAUGAUACCUUUGCAACAAGAUCUGAUUUCUCAAGGACCUCCGAUCUCAAGCGCACCAAGCGAAGUAAACUUCAUGAUCGACUCCAAAUUUCAGGCUUUUGCGGGUGACCUACCGCCAUUGGUACCUGACGACGUCGGAGAUCACCACACUCUCAUGGUUCCUCGGUCGCUUUCAUCAUUAAGCAUCGGAAAUUCACCGAAAUUACAAUUCUUGAUUGAUUAUUAUGACAAGGUCAUAUCGCCGGUCAUUGUUGCCUUUGAUGGUCCCACAAAUCCGUAUCGAUCUCACAUUCUGAGUCUUGCUGUGGAGAGUGAAACACUACAGCAUGCUAUUGCAGCACUCUCAUCGAGCAAUAUUCGCAUGAGGCGUUCUCAAAAUCCGCUUUCAACGAAUCGGAGCUUGCAGAGCACCGACGAUUCGUCACACGACCAAUCAGUGCGCAAAUCCUCACUUGCUCACAGCCUCAUGGACACAAGGACUGAGGGCUUACCUCAAACUUCAACGAGCGAACCUUCUACCGAAGAGCUCUAUCACAAAGGACAGGCUAUCAAACUACUCAACGAGCAGCUCACCGAUCCAGCCCGAAGACGAGAUGACUCAAUCCUGGCUAGUCUGCUCAUCCUUUGUCUUUAUCAUAUCUGUGACACAGGUGUUGCGAAGUUCAAGACCCAAUUUGCCGGUGUGAAGAAGAUUCUUGCCCUCCGAGGCGGCACGAAAGGCAUCAAUUCGAAAGCCACGAAUUGGCUCACGAUCAUGUUUACUUGGUUCGAUGCUAUGGCGGCCACAGUAAAUGAUAGAGAAAGCCAGCUAUCAGGCGACGACAUUGAUAUUUCCAAAUUUAGUGGUGACGAAUGGGCAUUGGAAAACCUAGCUGGCUGCGACGGCCGACUUUUCAAGACCAUCGCUAAAUUAGGUCGACUAAACAUGCUCAGUCAAAACAAGACGACCAAGGGAUCGUCACCUCGUAGCUCACCUAUCCGCAAGACCAGCCAAUCUGUCACCCCGCCAAGCCAGGACUACUACAGCAUGAACAACAAUCGCUUUGACGGUAAUGGCUGGUCUGAGCUCCCUUCCAACGCGCAAGUCGAAGGUCUUGAUUCCCGUUCCCAGUUCUGGCCAGAGUGGACGGAAAUUCGGCAACAGCUGCAGGACUGGCAGUUUGACGGCUCAGUACGCACACCGACCGAGUCUUCAGACCCUCAGGGAGAUCGUCAAGACCUCCUACAUAUUUCCGAGUCAUUCCGUUACUCAGCUCUACUUUAUACGGAACGAUUAGCUUACCCACAUCUACCUUCGGCCCAUCCAAAUUUCCAGUCACUGGUCACACAGGCAUUGUAUAACAUAUCAAACGUGAAGUCUGAUGUGUUCUUACUCUGGCCUCUUUUCAUCACUGGGACCGAAUGUGUCAGCGAGCAGGGCAGAUUUUUGAUCAGGAAUCGAUGCCUUGAUAUUCAAAAAGACUCAGGUUUCUUCAACAACAUCUCUUGUCUUGAACUGUUGGAGAAGACAUGGAGAGACGAUUGCAACGAUUCUGAUGGAGCCGGUAUGCAACCUAUGACUGGUAUGGGAGCUGGGGAGUAUACGGGGAACGGUUUCAAAUGGCGGAAAGCUAUGGAUAGGGUGGAUGGGGAAUACAUCGUGGUUUAG